AUGCUUUCACCAGCUCUUGACUCCACUGAGCUCGGAGAGCGGUCGACACCUAAAGUCACUGCGACGUCCACGGAAUGUUUCUCCAAUGCCUCGUGGGGAGAUGGCGACGCUAUGGUGUCCUCUCAUGCCACCUACAUUGUUCCUCCUGGCCGAAGUGCACUUGAAGAGACUGAGGAUUGCGAUCUGAUGAGCAUUCCAGCUCCCAAGUCAAUUCUCAGCUAUAGGGAGAGAUCAACUGAGGAGGAACUUACCUUGGGCACGUCUGUGGUUCUGGACGAGUCUCGUGUUGGCGUCGAGAAUCUUCCGGUAGUAGAAGACGAUGACGACGUCGAUGACGAAGACGACCUUCAGACGCCCCUAGUUGAAGCUCCACAAUGGCAUCCGUUGAGCAGCUUUGCACCACCUCCUUCCAUUAUCGAAUCGAUGGGAUCUCCGUCGGCAGACGGAUCAUCACAGGGAACGGCUCGCGACAAGGACUCGUCUUUGCGUGCAAAUUCGAGGCAAUCGGACGACACCGGCUAUAAUGAAGAAAGUGAUGCCAGUCGCUUAGAACACCGAAGACCUCUUCAGACUUUCAAAAAAGCAGCUAUUCAUAGACAUCGUAAAAAUAGUGAAAUCAAUACUUUCCGGGGUAAUAUUAAAUGCAUUGAGCCCAAAAAAAUUCGCGCAAUCAAGCACUAUCCUGGAAAAAUGACUAUCCCUUACAUGGCCUUAUUGUUAGAUGAAAGAGUUAAAUUGUGGCCCAUCAAAUAUAAGGAGGGUUACGUGGCUCCUAUUGCCAUUCCGCUCUAG
Cooperia oncophora is the source of this 792-nucleotide messenger RNA. The record is from the annotation of a GenBank genome assembly. NCBI's taxonomy places the organism in Eukaryota, Metazoa, Nematoda, Chromadorea, Rhabditida, Trichostrongylidae.